AUGCCUCCCAAGAGAGCUGCCGGUACGGCGAGCGAGGCGGCGGGAGCCGCUAAGAAGACCAGAACCGCUGCUGCGAGCAAGAAGACAGUUGCCGCCACCAAGGAUGAAGCACCAAAGAAGCCUCUGCCAGCGAAGAAAGACGCGCCGGCCAAGAAGACACCCGCCGCGAAGAAGACCGCGAGUACUGCCAAGAAGCCUGUAGUCAAGAAAGCUUCCGCACAGCCUGCGAAGAAGGGCCCCAAGUCUGCCGAGGAAUCGGACAAGGAAAACCAAGACGCCAUCCCAAAGGUCAAUGGCGUGAAGCGCACACGCGAAGAUGAAGAGACCGGCGAGGCCGAGGCCGAUGAUCAGACGCGCACCAAACGCGCGAAGAAGGACGAAGCCCCGGCCGCUGCGCCGAAGAAGAGGAAGGUCGCUGCUCCAAAGCCCGCGGGGAAGCGCGUCCCGCGCGAGCUCAAAGCCAUCAAUGAGCCGCCUACACAGGUCAUGGACAUCUUCGUCUUUGGCGAGGGCUCUGCGGGCGAGCUCGGUUUGGGUAGUGUCCGCGUCGACGGCAAGAAGCCCAUUGAUGUGAAGCGCCCGCGUCUGAACCACAACCUCAAGGGCAUUGUGCAAGUUGCCUGCGGCGGCAUGCAUGUUGCCGCUCUGACCAAAGACAACAAGAUCCUGACCUGGGGCGUCAACGACCAGGGCGCACUCGGUCGCGAUACCACCUGGGCCGGCGGUCUGAGAGACGUUGAAGACGAGGAUGACUCCGAUUCCGAUGGCGAGGACACCGGAAUGAAUCCAAAGGAGAGCACGCCUGCCGAGAUUGACACAUCCGACGUCCCAGACGACGUCAAAUGGGUGCAGGUCGUGGCGAGCGACAGUGCGACUUUUGCCUUGACCACGACCGGCCAGGUUUGGGGAUGGGGCACAUUUAGAAGCAACGAAGGCAUUCUCGGCUUUAGCAGGAGAGUCAUGGUCCAGCGCACUCCGACCCUCGUCCCUGAGCUUUCCAAAAUCAAGCAGCUCGCCGCCGGCUUGAACCACAUCCUCGCGCUCGACGAAAAGAACAAGAUUUACGCGUGGGGCGCCGGCCAGCAAGCCCAGCUCGCCCGCCGGCUGCUUGAGCGCGACGACCACGCGGCCCUGUACCCGACCGGCAUCGGCUCGCUUCCCGGGCGCGCCAAGCCGGUCAAGCUCGCCUGCGGCUCGUACCACUCCUUCGUGAUCGACAGCAACGCGCGCGUCAUCGGCUGGGGCCUGAACAAUUACGCCGAGCUCGGCGUCGAGGACGAGGCCGGCCAGGACGGCGGCUUCGUCAUGCGCCCGCAGCUCAUCAAGUCGCUCGCGCCGUAUCAAAUCAUCAACAUCGCCGGCGGCGAGCACCACUCGCUGGCGUGCACGGCCAAGGGUGAGCUGCUCACGUGGGGCCGCAUCGACGGGCACCAGGUCGGCCAGCCGGCCGGGUCCUUUUCCGAGGACAACACCAUCUGGGACGAGCGCAACAAGCCGCGCAUCCUGGUGGUGCCCACCAUUGUGCCGGACAUCAAGGACGUGGUGAGCGUCGCCGCAGGGACGGACCACUCGUUUGCCAUUACUAGGGACGGCAAGGUCUACUCGUGGGGGUUCUCGGCCAAUUACCAGACGGGGCAGGGCACCACGGACGAUAUCGAGGCGCCCACGCGCAUCGAGAAUACUGCGAUUCGCGACAGAAAGAUUGUGUUUGCUGGCGCUGGGGGGCAGUAUGGAAUUGUCGGGGCGUUGCCGGAA
Parathielavia appendiculata is the source of this 1755-nucleotide messenger RNA. Its product is annotated as RCC1/BLIP-II. The record is from RefSeq and is a predicted model, not a curated record. The transcript is spliced from 2 exons. Lineage: Eukaryota; Fungi; Ascomycota; Sordariomycetes; Sordariales; Chaetomiaceae. The annotation marks the transcript as partial. Gene Ontology annotation, molecular function: guanyl-nucleotide exchange factor activity. Gene Ontology annotation, cellular component: cytoplasm.